AUGGAGGGCGCGGCGAACGGGACCCUCCACCCGUCCUGCGGCGCCACCGAGCCGCCCUACUCGCUGGAGCUCCUGCGGAACCUUGACUUGGCAGGUGUAUUUCUCUUUGCAAUGUUGACUCUGAUGACACUGAUUGCCAAUCUGGUGUUUAUGGAGGAAGUGGGCUAUAUCUAUAGAAAAAUCCCCUCCUCCAAAAGAUCAAUUUUAAUUUGGAUAAACGCCGCAGCUCCGGUGAUUGCUACUACCUCAUGCAUUGGGAUGUGGAUUCCUCGCUCAACAAUGUUUACAGAUUUCACAGCAGCAGUAUUUUUUGCCAUAGUUAUCCACAAGUUCCUGCUGAUGAUGAUUAACGAGUGCGGCGGUCAAAAGUUGUUCCUCAGGCGGUUUGAAAAUGGUUGCUUCAAGAUCAGUACAGGCCCCUGCUGUUGCUGCUGCCUUUGCCUCCCUGGUGUGCGCAUCACUAGGCGAACCCUCCUUUGGCUGAAGUUGGGCACCUUUCAGUUUGCUUUCUUUCGACCUGUGUUCAUGUUUCUGUCAAUAGUGCUUUGGACCAAUGGCAAUUACAGUCCUUAUGAUUUAUCUCUUGAAGGAGCUGCAAUAUGGAUUAACUGCUUCAUUGGUAUCCUUACCAUUAUUGCUCUGUGGCCAAUUGGAAUCAUGUUUCGACAAGUUAGGGCUAUCCUUAACUGUAAGAAAAUCAUCCCUAAGUUUGCUCUUUAUCAGUUUAUCCUCAUUCUGAGCCACCUGCAAGCAGCUAUUAUCAACAUCCUGGGUAUGCAAAGAAUUAUUCCCUGUGUUCCACCACUCUCCUCUUCAGCAAGAGGAGCAUAUAUGACCCAACAGCUUCUCAUCAUGGAGAUGUUUCUGAUAACCCUAAUCUCAAGGGUGGUCUAUCGGAGAAGAUAUGAUGAUCUAGAACCUCCAGAGUGUACCCCUGAAGAAAGUGGAGAUAACAAGCAGACUCCUAAGAUUAUCCUAAAUGGUGCAGUUACUGAAGAUGGAUUAUUGGGGAUUUAGAAGGUCUCUGGGCUCCUACUCUGCAGGAGCUGGAAGCUCAGCUUUAGGAGCUUUUAUAUCCUUGCAACACAAAUAACAACUGCCAUGUCAGAACAGCUUCUGGUAUAAAUACCCAUGAACUGUACUGAAAGGACCAGGAAGGAUAACCCCCUUUUUCCCCCAGUGAUAUAUACAUGGUGUGAGCAUUUUCAUACCAUGUAAUUUAGUGAGAUUUCAUACUGUGUAAUUUUACCCUAUUGUCAAACACUUGAU
This is a messenger RNA of Rhea pennata, 1269 nucleotides long. RefSeq names its product organic solute transporter subunit alpha-like. Bases 1 to 1017 code for a protein of 338 amino acids. The transcript has 8 exons. Gene Ontology annotation, cellular component: membrane. Gene Ontology annotation, biological process: transport. NCBI's taxonomy places the organism in Eukaryota, Metazoa, Chordata, Aves, Rheiformes, Rheidae. Gene Ontology annotation, molecular function: transporter activity. The record is from RefSeq and is a predicted model, not a curated record.